Coffea eugenioides is the source of this 2007-nucleotide messenger RNA. RefSeq names its product trigger factor-like protein TIG, Chloroplastic. The record is from RefSeq and is a predicted model, not a curated record. The transcript is spliced from 13 exons. NCBI's taxonomy places the organism in Eukaryota, Viridiplantae, Streptophyta, Magnoliopsida, Gentianales, Rubiaceae. Bases 38 to 1651 code for a protein of 537 amino acids. Gene Ontology annotation, biological process: 'de novo' cotranslational protein folding; protein unfolding; protein transport. Gene Ontology annotation, molecular function: protein folding chaperone; ribosome binding; peptidyl-prolyl cis-trans isomerase activity.
GGCAGGUUAACAGUUUCGCUGUUCCACAGAGCCAAAAAUGGUGCUCUAUGGCACAGCAACAGCAUCAACAUUACUCGAAUUCAAGGCCUCUCUUCUCUCCCCUUGCCCUUCUUUCAGUUCCCGACCUGUGAACCCUCUUAUUCAGCCCGUCAAGAACACAAUUUUGUUCCCUCCUAUUAAACACGUUACUAGUAAUUCACCGUCUCAGCAAUUCAAGAAAAUCUCAAAGACCUUUGAAGCUUCAGCUUCUACUGCUGAAGUUGAUACCCUUGUUGAAAAACUUCCAGCUGAUCUCAAUGUUACUGAAACCGAAGAACCCAAUUCUAGAGUAAGGUUGAGCGUAGAAGUCCCCCCUGUUGUUUGUGAGGAUUGCUACAGCAGAGUCAUCCGAGAGUUCAUGAAGAAGGCAAAGGUGCCAGGGUUUCGCCCUGGGAAGAAUGUUCCAGAAAGCAUUCUUAUCAAUUACAUAGGUAAACAGAAUAUCCAGAAGGCUAUUGUUGAGUCUAUCUUGAAGAGAACCCUUCCACAUGCUAUGUAUUCGAUGACUGGAAAAGCCUUGGAAGAUUCAAUUCGUAUUGUGACAAAAUUUUCAGAGAUGGAGAAUACAUACUCUUCUUUGAACUCUCUGAGAUAUGACGUCAUUGUUGAUGUGGCGCCUGAAGUCAAAUGGGUUCCUGAAUAUGGGUACAAGAAUUUGAAGAUUGUUGUAGAGAUAGACAGCGAGAUAGAUGCCAAGAAAGCUUCUGAAGAAGAAUUAAGGCGUCGCCAUAAGUCUCUAGGUUCACUUAGAAUUGUAACUGACAGAGGAGUAAAGCUUGGGGAUGUUGCUGUACUUGAUAUAUCUGCAACAACAAUAGAGGCAGAUGACUCAGAUGCUAAAAGCAUUCCAUCGGCAGAGAGUAGAGGUUUUCAAUUUGAUACAGAAGAUGGAGAUAGAAUCCUUCCUGGUUUCCUGGAGGCGAUUACUGGGAUCCAACGUGGUGAAACAAAGAGCUUUCAGUAUGUAUUUCCUGAAUCAUGGGCACAAGAAAAUCUUCGGGGUAUUGAAGCUAAAUUUACCGUGGAAUGUAAGGAACUGUUUCAUCGAGAUCUACCUAAUCUUGAUGACUCCAUUGCUGAUAAGCUACUUCCUGGGUGCACUACACUGGAGGAGGUCAAGAAAGCAUUACUGGAGAAGUGCCUAGAAGUGGAGCAAACUGCCAAAGAACAAGCAGCAGAUAAUGCGAUUCUUGAUCGACUAUGCAAGAUGGUUGAAGUGGACAUCCCUCGGUCUUUGUUUGAGGAACAAGGAAGGGAACUUUAUGGAGCCCAACUUUUGCAAAUGCAGGCAAAUAGGCAGCUGAAUGAUCAACAGUUGGCAUAUUUAUCAAGUGCCAAGGCAGUCAAUGAGUUCUUGGAGAACAACAAGGAAAACAUAAAUCAUUUGAUAAAGCAGAAUCUAGCUGUUGGUGACAUAUUUAAACGUGAAAAUUUGCAGUUUUCAACAGAAGAGCUGGUGAAAGAAGUAAAAAACUCAAUUGCCGAAUUCAAAAGACAUAAUCAGGAAUACGAUGAGGAGCGUGUGAAGGAACAGGUGCAAGAGGUGCUGGAGGGGGCAAAAGUGCUAGAAUGGCUAAGAGAAAAUGCAGAAAUACAAUACACAACUCGGUAGAUAAAAGCAAUUAGAAAAUAAUGCAUGGUUUUGGAUAGCAAGGAAAGGAGAUAUAUGUCUGUUGUGGCUUUCACUUUUAAGAACGGUCCACCUUCUGGUCGCGAACUAUGAGAAGAGAUGACAUCUCCAAUGUUUUCGGCCGGACAUGCGAAGUUAUUGCAAGAUUCGUCUUGGACUUGCCGGUCUCAGGUCCACUGUUUUGGGGUUGUCUUUACGGAAUCAGAGAAAUUAUAGCAUUUAAUGAUCCGUAUUGUUUAGCAUUCGGGUCGUUGGACAUGCGAAGCUUAAUGAUCCAUAUUGAACAAAUCCCCAAGAACAGAUUUUUUUUUUUAAAAAACCUGCUGCUUUCCUUUUUC